AUGAGGGCACUUGUUUUUGAUGAAUACUUCUCCAGAAAAUUUGCAAAAAAUGGAUCUUUCGGUAGUAAUGGGUUUAUAAGGAUCAUAAACCUAGUCUUAUUCCUUCACAGGGGUCCUAUCUUGAAAUUUCAUCUCCAUAUACCAACCAUACUUCUUGAUAGCUUCAAAGAAGUUGAUCAAUGGACCCUAGUCUUAUCAAGAAAGGGUGUUACAGAACUUGUCCUUACUAAUUCAGGCCGACAUUAUCAACUUUCUUUUAUGUUUUCUUGUUUAGAGUUGACAAAUUUGCAUUUGAGGAACUGUUUCUUCAAUCCACCACUUGAGUUUGAAGGAUUUCUCCAUCUUAAAAAGCUUUAUCUCAAAGAUAUUGUUUUUAGGGAUAAUUUGUGUGGAACUCAUAUCAACUUCCCACAACUUAACAAGUUGUUCUGGAGAACUUGCAUGGAUAGUUACAAUUUCAACAUCAAGGCCACAAAGCUACAGGGUUUGAAAAUUGCAUCCAUAAAGGAUUCGGUACCAGUUGAAAGAAUAAAUUUGGUGAGCAUGUUAAGUAACUUGCCCAAAAUUGAAGUUCUUUCUAUCGAUGGUGAAUCUCUUGAGGAUGUUAUCGAAGAAAAUAUGCCAAAGUGGCUUCCAUAUCCGGUUAAGAGUUUAAAGUGUUUGAACUUGCAAGAUAUGAAACUCCGUGAACUAUGUCAACUUCAUGGUGUUCUAUGUUUGCUUCCGAACUCGUCAAAUGUGGAAAGUCUUUGGAUGGAACUUUGGAGGUUGCAAAUUGUGGAGAUGACAGUUGUUAAAGGAUCAAGAAUGGAAAUUCUUUUUAUAAGGCUUCUACUUGCUCAUUCCCUUUCUCUUAAGAAGUUUACAAUCACACCGUGUGGAGCUUGUGGUGUUGACAUGAGUAAGGAUGUUAUGCAGUUCCCUCGAGCCUAA
Lactuca sativa (garden lettuce) is the source of this 933-nucleotide messenger RNA. Its product is annotated as F-box/FBD/LRR-repeat protein At1g13570-like. NCBI's taxonomy places the organism in Eukaryota, Viridiplantae, Streptophyta, Magnoliopsida, Asterales, Asteraceae. The record is from RefSeq and is a predicted model, not a curated record.